AGAAAGUGGAGCUGAUAAAAUGGAUAAGGAGCGUAGAAACAUGGAGAUGGUCAUAAUGUUAUGCCUGAUCAGUGUAUGUGUUAGAACAGGGCAAGUAUAAUACUGUGCAGAGAAGAGGGUCCCUGGGACUGCACACAUUCUGUGUUUACAUCUUACGUCUUGUACACUAAAAUGUUGUAGUUUAGAAUUAGUCCUUUGCAUAUGGUUUAUUUAGAUUUGGGUUGAGGGGUUAUACAAAAUGACUUAGUGACUAUCAGAUACUAUGACAAAGACUGACUGCAUCAACUACAUCAACUGCAUGCUACUGUGAAACAGGAUAUCAAAUGUGAAACAGGAUAAAACUUCACUGUAAGUACUCAUUGUGUAGGUAGCUUUUGUGCUAAAUCUAAAGCUAAUCCAGUGGUUCCCAAAUGUAUUUCAGUUAUAUCCCCUGCCCUGCACAUAUUUAGUGUUUUUCAUGCUUAGUAUUAGAGCUGGGAAAAUGUUAAAAUGUUUUGGGUGUGGGGAACAACCUCUUGUGUAAACUAUUUAUUGCCAUUUCAUCAUCAGGACCAUCAUAUGGAGUGUCCAAAAUUAAUAAUUUGUCCUGUGUGCUUUAUUUUCUUAACAACAGGUAAUCUGGUCAUAAAACUGCAUCACAGUGAGGUUAUUGGUAACCACGUCAUUGUUAAGAUUUCUACAUGUUCCUGUUAAUUGAAUUCCUGAGCACCAAAACAGUGGCAGUGGUGCCCAAAAGCUGGUAUGCUGAUGGGGUCACCUAUUGGCCAAAUUACAAAAGUGAUAAUCGGAUAGAAAGAGCAGUGAAGAAUGCAGAGGAACCUGGAUCAGACUGGGAAAAACAUGAUGUCAGAAUUCUUAAAUCAUGCAAUCAGUAUUUAGAAGCAAGACAGCUACUAAGAAAAUCCCUGACUCAUAACACAUCAGAGCUACAGUCUGACGAGGAAGAGGAGGAGAUCAGAGGCAGGAGAAAACAUAAACCAAUUCAUUUUUUUGGAGACACGGACAAUGACAGCGAGGAGGAAGUGUUACCAAAAAAGAGAGCCAAAGGUUCACAGAAACUCCAAUCUGAGAACAACCUUUCACCUCCUGUCAUACCCCCUCCUCCAAGCAGCAGUGCUGUACCUCCUCCUCCCCUGUCUCCCCUGCCGAUGCUAUGCACUACUCCAGAGCCUCCCUGUACAUGGGUUCCAAAUAGAAGUCAUUCAGCACCAAUACCCAAGCAGCCCCCUACUGCAAGCCUGUACAGACCUGUCUGGAAGGGGGGGCGGUCAGGAACAGACAGUAUUCCCUGCUCUGCUGCAGAAUUGCAUAUAUUAUCAUUACUGGAGUAUUUGAAGCACCAACAAGACCAGUUAAUUUCUAAAGUAAAUUAUCUCUUGAGUAAAUGUGAUCCAGUUGAGCAAGUUGAAAUACUGCCAAAUACAAUGGAAUUUCCACUGGAUUCAAUGGAAGAAGUUGAUGACUUUGAAAAUUGGCUUAAAGACCCUGCCAAUUCUCGACAGAGACAGAAUAUGAUAUCCUCUCUAGCAUCUAUCGGGGGGCACGACACAAAACACAUAACAUGGAACAUCCUUUCACAUAUUUUUUCUGACAAUGUUGGCAAGAGGAUAAGUUGGAAAGGUGCAAAUGGGGAAAAAAACAUUCAGUCAGAUGGCAACAAAAACCUUGCUACUGUGGUUUAAUAUGAUGUCGGCCCACCCUUUCAG
Messenger RNA from Colossoma macropomum (tambaqui), 1706 nucleotides. RefSeq lists its product as uncharacterized. The transcript is spliced from 8 exons. The record is from RefSeq and is a predicted model, not a curated record. Lineage: Eukaryota; Metazoa; Chordata; Actinopteri; Characiformes; Serrasalmidae. Bases 681 to 1682 code for a protein of 333 amino acids.